UCAAUGCAGUCGUUAGUUGGUCAAUAUUUUCGUAAUAAUUAACGUAAUAUAAAAUGAUGUUGUGCGGUCUUAGUGCGUGUUUGUUUGCAAUUAUAGGCUACGUAACUUCUGCCAAAAUUCUUGCUGUGAUCCAUGCGCCAACUUUCAGUCAUUAUUCGUUGGGUGUAAAACUUUUACGACCAUUGGCUGAAAAGGGGCAUCAUGUUACCCUAGUGACGCACUUUUCGUUAGAAAACCCUCCAAAAACAUGGAAUGAAAUAAUUCUAAAGGAUUUCACCAAAGGCAUCGCAUUUGGAAACAAGUUUGACUUCCUUUCAAUGUCUAACUACAAAAGAGAAAUGUUUGCCAAUGGCAUUGGAGUUGAUUUAACCGAACGUGUUUUAAAUCAUCCAGCAUUCGUCGAUCUUCUCAAUUCAAACGAAACAUUUGAUCUAAUUAUACUCGAAAGGUUUAUGAAUGACGCUUUAAUAGGCCUCUCUCAUCGUUUCAAAGCUCCUUAUAUCUACCUCAGUCCUAUAGGCUACUCACGAUGGGUAAGCGAUUUAACAGGAAAUCCAGGGUCUCCUGCUUAUUAUCCUGAUUUUUUUCUGGGCUACAGUUACGAUAUGACAUUAUGGCAGAGAUUUUAUAACACGUUGUUUUAUUGUUUUGCUUUGGUCCAUCGACACAUGGUUGUACUUCCUAGACACAAAGAGCUAUUGAAGAUGCACUUCCCUGAAGCUCCAUCUUUUGAGGAUUUGUACUAUAAUUCGUCAUUAAUCCUCAUGAAUACACACUUUAGUAUCAAGUAUUCAGUACCGAGUGUUCCAAAUAUGAUUGAUAUUGGUGGUUAUCACGUUAGUCCGCCACGUGAUUUACCUAACGAUCUUAAGAAGUACAUGGACAGUGCAACAGACGGCGUCAUCUAUUUCAGCUUAGGAUCGGGCGCUAAAUCUAAAGACAUGCCAACAGAAACUAGGGAUGCUAUGUUGCGAGUAUUUUCUAAUCUUAAACAAAAAGUUCUUUGGAAAUGGGAAGAAGAUGUAACAUUCCAAAAGCCAUCUAAUGUAAAAAUGGAAAAAUGGUUUCCACAGCAGGAUGUUUUAGCGCAUCCAAAUUUGAAGUUAUUUAUAACCCAUGGUGGUUUACUUAGUACAAUAGAGGCCAUUUAUCAUGCAGUACCUCUUUUAGCUCUGCCAGUUUUUGGCGAUCAACUGAUGAAUGCAGCAGAAAUUGAAGCUCUUGGGUAUGGUCUGAAACUACCUUUCGUUGAUUUUGAUAAACAGCAGUUCAAAUUGCUUAUCAACGAAAUAUUAACCAACAACAGAUAUAAGAAAGGUAUAAAAACUCGUUCGGAUAUUUUACACGAUCAAGAAACCAAACCAGUUGAUAGGGCCGUGUGGUGGAUUGAAUAUGUUAUCAGACAUAAAGGAGCACCACAUCUAAAGUCUGUUACGUUAAAUUUGAAAUGGUACCAAUAUAUUCUUUUGGAUGUAUUAGCACUUGCUGUAGUGAUAAUUUUCCUUAUAGUGACGUCUGUAUAUGUAUGUCUAAAAAAACUUUUUAAGGAAAACAAAAAAUCCAAGAAAGACUAAAAAUCAAAUGUUAUGUAUUUUUUAUAUAAGAA
This is a messenger RNA of Agrilus planipennis (emerald ash borer), 1606 nucleotides long. Its product is annotated as 2-hydroxyacylsphingosine 1-beta-galactosyltransferase-like. The coding region runs from base 54 to 1574 and encodes 506 amino acids. Gene Ontology annotation, molecular function: UDP-glycosyltransferase activity. The transcript is spliced from 4 exons. The record is from RefSeq and is a predicted model, not a curated record. Lineage: Eukaryota; Metazoa; Arthropoda; Insecta; Coleoptera; Buprestidae.